GGCCUCCGCUCCCGCGUCUCCCGGCACCAUGCUGUCCAACUCCCAGGGCCAGACCCCGCCGGUGCUGUUCCCCAACCCGCCGCCACCGCCACAGCCCCCCGCCCCGGCCCAGCUGCCACCGCAGAUCCCGCAGCAGUUCCCCCAGUUCCACGUCAGGUCGAGCCUGCAGAUCAAGAAGAACGCCAUCAUCGACGACUACAAGGUCACCACCCAGGUCCUGGGGCUGGGCAUCAACGGGAAAGUUUUGCAGAUCUUCAACAAGAGGACCCAAGAGAAAUUCGCCCUAAAAAUGCUUCAGGACUGCCCGAAGGCCCGGCGCGAGGUGGAGCUGCACUGGCGGGCCUCCCAGUGUCCACACAUCGUGCGGAUCGUGGAUGUUUAUGAGAACCUGUAUGCGGGGAGGAAGUGCCUGCUGAUCGUCAUGGAGUGUUUGGAUGGUGGAGAACUCUUUAGCCGAAUCCAGGACCGAGGAGACCAAGCGUUCACAGAAAGAGGUAGAAAAGAAGCAUCAGAAAUCAUGAAGAGCAUCGGUGAGGCUAUCCAGUAUUUGCACUCAAUCAACAUUGCUCAUCGGGAUGUCAAGCCUGAAAAUCUCUUGUACACCUCUAAAAGGCCCAACGCCAUUCUGAAACUCACUGAUUUUGGCUUUGCCAAGGAAACCACCAGCCACAACUCGCUGACCACUCCUUGUUAUACACCGUACUACGUGGCUCCAGAAGUGCUGGGCCCAGAGAAGUAUGACAAGUCCUGUGACAUGUGGUCCUUGGGUGUCAUCAUGUACAUCCUGCUGUGUGGGUACCCACCCUUCUAUUCCAACCAUGGCCUUGCCAUCUCUCCGGGCAUGAAGAGUCGCAUCCGAAUGGGCCAGUAUGAAUUUCCCAACCCAGAAUGGUCAGAAGUAUCAGAGGAAGGUACGGAGCCCAUGUGUGCAUGUCCGUGCGUGUUGCUGUGCACACGUGCAGUGAAGAUGCUCAUCAGGAACCUGCUGAAAACAGAGCCCACUCAGAGAAUGACCAUCACAGAGUUUAUGAACCACCCUUGGAUCAUGCAAUCAACGAAGGUCCCUCAAACCCCACUGCACACCAGCCGGGUCCUGAAGGAAGAUAAGGAGCGGUGGGAGGACGUCAAGGAGGAGAUGACCAGUGCCUUGGCCACAAUGCGUGUCGACUACGAGCAGAUCAAGAUAAAAAAGAUUGAAGAUGCGUCCAACCCUCUGCUUCUGAAGAGGCGGAAGAAAGCUCGGGCCCUGGAAACCGCGGCCCUGGCUCACUGAGCCGCUCAGCCCAUCCUGCUCCACUGGAGGACAAGCAAUAACUCUCACCCUGAAUAUAUUUUUUAAAUGAAGAGACACAGACUGUCCACUGCUGCCUCCCCUCCUCGGCUGCAUGGACCCAGAGCCUCGUGAGAGGUUGAAUUCUGCCUUGGAUUCUGGCCGCCCCAGAGAGGGAGAGGCUGGGAGGUCGGGAGGAUGUGGAGAGAAAGGAGCAAGAUGCUCUUGAACCUGUGCUCAUUUUGCAGUUUUAUCAGUAAUUUGACUUAGAACUUUUAUGAAACUUCUUUUAUUGUUCUUUCCCCACUCUUCUUCCCCGCCCAAAGCCCUUCCUCUUGUUAAAGGAUGUUUGUGGAAACUGUUGUAGGGAGUGUCCCCAUUUCAUCCCAUCUGCCCAUUUUCCCACUACAGCCUGAGGCUGCCUCUGGCUGAAGCGUUCUGAGAGCUCAAGGCCAUGGAGGGCUGAGGCCAGGAUGCCACCUGCCUCCCCUGCCGGAGCCCUCAGGCAUCACCAGUGUGCCAGAUGGAUAGGAGUGAGUGCGGUGUGUGUGUGUGUGUGUGUGUGCGUGUGCGCACACGCACCUGUGACGUGUGCCUGGGACUGUGCAUUUGUGGGGCCAGGGGCAGGCAGGGCUGCAGAGAGAGAGGCCCUUCUACCUUUGGCCGACUCUGCCCUCGUCGAGCCUGCCACAGUGCCUGCCUGGAAGCCUGUCUAGACUCUGAGCCGGGCCCUCCAUGGCCUGCCUCUGGUAGUGGUUUCGAGAGGUGGAGAGGAGUGACUUGGGCACUGGCCCACAGUCAGGGAGACUGGACCCUCUGCCCCUAGGACCCUGACUCCCCACUUAGUGCUUCCUCGUCCUCUGAGGCGCUGAUCUAUCAAGUAACUUCUACUUCCCCUUCCUGCCAUUAUUAACCCAUUCUUAUUUUUUCUUACAUUUUUAGCCAUUUCUCAGGCCUCCUUUCAGCUCAUGUGGAUGAGCCUGGGCAGUUUAUAAGUGGCACAGAGCUUCUGCGUUGUGCCUUGGCCCUGGGGGCGUCAGCCAGCUACCCCCCCUGGACCAGGGCAGCACCACUUCUGUGGUCCGCCCGCAUUGUCCAUUGUGUGGCUUAGUGGGUGGGUGGGGGCGGUCUUCGUACCAAAGAUGUCCCGACUCUGCCCCUUCCCCAUUAGCCACUUCAACCCCCUCCCCUCCGCAAACAACUUGGCUUCAUGUGUCCAGGCAAGUGAGGGGAGGGGGGGUCCCCCAGUAUUGCCGGGGAGCAGCAUGAGGAGAGGUCCUCUGUGCCAUGGUCUCUUUGGGGCGGGAGUGGCAGUGAUACUCCAGCUUUCAUCUCCCUCAGGGCAGGGUGGCGAGGGGCACCCAGGGGCUCCUCUGGCGUGGAGGAAGGGCUCUGAGUGCCUGUAGCACCUCCCGUGUCUAAUGGUGUGUCCAGCACUCAGAUUGUUGUAAACUUGUUGUUUUGUAUGAGCGAAAUUGUCUUUACUAAACAGAUUUAAUAGUUGAAA
Pteropus alecto (black flying fox) is the source of this 2777-nucleotide messenger RNA. It is a transcript of the gene MAPKAPK2, whose product is annotated as mitogen-activated protein kinase-activated protein kinase 2. The transcript is spliced from 10 exons. Bases 29 to 1273 code for a protein of 414 amino acids. NCBI's taxonomy places the organism in Eukaryota, Metazoa, Chordata, Mammalia, Chiroptera, Pteropodidae. Gene Ontology annotation, molecular function: calcium-dependent protein serine/threonine kinase activity; calcium/calmodulin-dependent protein kinase activity; ATP binding. Gene Ontology annotation, cellular component: cytoplasm; nucleus. Gene Ontology annotation, biological process: peptidyl-serine phosphorylation; response to cytokine; cellular response to vascular endothelial growth factor stimulus. The record is from RefSeq and is a predicted model, not a curated record.